Messenger RNA from Trypanosoma rangeli, 522 nucleotides. Its product is annotated as cAMP-dependent protein kinase dimerization/docking domain. Bases 1 to 522 code for a protein of 173 amino acids. The transcript has a single exon. Lineage: Eukaryota; Euglenozoa; Kinetoplastea; Trypanosomatida; Trypanosomatidae. The record is from RefSeq and is a predicted model, not a curated record. Gene Ontology annotation, molecular function: calcium ion binding.
AUGGAGUCCAUCUUUUGCGUCGAGCAGGUCAACGUCCCCCCUGAGCUGGGGACAAUCAUGAAACAAUACACAAAGGCGGUCCUCCGCGAUAGACCGCAGGAUCUCUACAAGUAUAGCGCAAAUUUUUUUGCAGCGCUUUGUGGUCAGGCUGCUCCUUUUGACAAGGACGGACAGUAUGUUGAAUCAUGUGAGCAGGAAACGAUGGAGCACUUUGCGGGCGCCGAAGUCGACAAGGCUGAAGCCGUGAAUCCCAUCUCUUCUGUGGGGUAUGAGGAGACCGAUGCUGUCCGAGAAGUGUUUAACAAUUACGGCGUCAAUGGCAAUGGGCGAUUGACCACAGAGAAGCUGCCGGCAUUACUGGCGGAUCUGCAACGAGCUGUGGGGCUGAAUGAGUCUGAGGCCAUGGGUAAAAAAGAUAUUUUGGAUCUUCUUGAAACUGACGAAAACGGCGCGGUCGAUCUUUUGGAGCUCCGUCAGCUGUUUUUCCAGUCGGUUCAGCUUUCAUUGGGGAAUGCGGAAUAG